CUAAACUAUCCAGUUGAAAAGUAUCUAUGGUAUAAACUCCACUUAUUUUUUCCUUUACCCGGGGGAGUUUUAAUUUUGGGAACCAGUAGCCCUGUGUGUGAGACUGUAAUCCAGCCGUCCGCACCGAAAGGAAGUUAGGCGACUGUUUACUUUUUUCUCAGAGUAGCCUAACCCAAACCAGGUGAAGUCGCCCCCCUGCGCGCAGCCAGCGCUCGGAUAUAGUGGAACCCUCUUUGUAGUCUGUAGCCUAGUUCAGGGAGUGAAGUCUUGGUGAAGUUCUUCAUUUUUCUAACUUCAGUUUGGCUCUAUCUGUGUCUGAAGGGAUGUUUUCAUGCGUCCUGCCUUUGGUUGUGGAUGGGAAUGGCAGUUUUCUGACAGCGCGCAGUAGCAGAGUCUGAUCUAGUCACUGUCAUGAGGUUCCGCUAUUCGAUAUUGUUUUUAAUCAUCUGAGGGGCACUCUUCCCCAAAGAAAGAGAGAGGGAAAACUUUUCCCUGCUCCCCCGGAGCUCCAUAGUGUUCCAGGAUGUGAAAGUUGGACUGUGGCUCACUUUGAUUUAACUUCAUUAUCACGAAUAACGGAAUAACAACGUUUGGGAAAAGGUUUUGUUUGUUUGUGCCAGCUCACAAAUCAACACAAGUGUGCCAUAGCGACGGCUCUUGGACACCGUGUACCCCCUCUGAAAUACCAACCAGGACAUAUUUGAAAGAUAAAAUGCGGCAACAAUGUUUCAGGUCGCGGUGUAUUCCUGAAGUGCGUGUUUCUGCAGAUAGCUCAGCUGCUCUGUGUUCCUUCUAACCGCCGGGAGAGCGGCCAGAGUUGUGUGAGGUCUGAGUGGGACGCGGAGAAGAAGUAGGCUAAACAUCUUCCCUCAUGGUAUUCCUUUAUUCUUCUGCCAGCAAAGUUGGGAGUGAAGCUGGAAUGUUCCUUCGGCGGCUCUGGACGCUCCGACGCAGGUAUUGCUCCGGACCGUUAUUGCUCCUAGGGGUCGCGGUGUGUCUUUUCUACCAGACCCUGAUGGUGGCACGGAGUCGGUUCAAAGGCGGCCCACCUGCGGCUGAUGAACGCAACAAGUCAAAGAUGACUGGAGCGUUGGGGGUAUUUGAUGAACUUCUGCAGGACCCUGCCAGGCUUAUUUCUACCCUGGAGGCUUUGGAGAGGGAAAUAUAUGUCAAGGGGUCCAAUCAGAACCGGGCUAGGCGGGUCACGCGGGCUGUGGUGCUGACGGGUCAGCACGUAGCCGCGGAUACGGAGGUCCAGCUGUUCCAGCGGAUCCUGGAGCAGCGAGGCUACGAGGUCAGCCUGUCCCGAUACGCCGAGACCAACAUCGCCCUGAGACACGACAACGGUGGCAGUGUGGAGUGGAGUGUGUUGGUGUGUCUGAGUGGUUCAGAGAAGAGUUGUCUGAGGAGAGUGUCCUUCUCCCAUCUGCAGCACCAUCAGAGGGUCAACAUGAUACCUGUGCUGGUGGGGGCCUUCUCUGAUGUGGACGGGCUCUGUCGCUUCCAGACAGACAGCCGGCUGGCAGGGCUGGCAUUACGCAUAAAUCCAUCUGCCUGUGGAUCGCCCCGCACCGAGCUGGGAGAUGUUCGUGAUGUGGCACAGGGUGAUUGGAACCCAGCUGUUCCCACACUUAGCUUGGUGAGCCCUGGCCUCAUUGCCACGGUGACAGUUUAUGUCCUGGUCACCUCGGUUACGCCGCUCACAGCCUUCCUCCAUCAUACAGGCCUGGUCAGGACAAACGAGGACACGGACAGUCACACCACACAGCUCAAUACCUUUUUUCUGCAGCAGCUGGAUCCUGAUGCAUCCAAUGAGGCCUUGGGCCAUGUGAAGGAGGUCAUAGGACAGGUGUUGAUGGCGGCAGCAUUGACCAAUGAGGAGCCUAGCUCUCAGCACAGGUGGUGUCUCCUGUGUUUCCAGCUGAUGACGUUCACUCUUCAGUUCAGUGGUUCCCUUCUGCCUGUCAUAGUGAAGGCUGAGAUUGACCUGCACUUUGAUGGGCUGAGGGACCCAGGGUUUGACGGACAGAUCACAAAAGAGUUCAUCCUGGAAGACGCUCUUCUCUUCCUAAUCCCAGCACACAGUGGACAGGCCAGUCUGAAGAGCCCUUCGCACACCGAGACAGAUGAUGGACAGAGGUAUGGUGGCUGUGGGGGGACAUACGGUCUCUGUCUACUAGAGCACCAAACUCUCCUCCUCCUCCAGUUCCUCCGUCAGCUGAGGACACCAGGGCCAUUUGAACUGCUUUAUCCCGCAGCUUCUCCAGAGCGCUCUCCUAUCCAAGACUUUCUGUUUCGAUCGUUCCCUAGAGCAGAGGAGUCUGGGAGUGGGCUGCAUUUCUCAGCAUUGUUGGACAGAGUCUGUUCCCAUUAUACAGAGCAAAGGAACCAUAUUUACAGGACCGAUGAGGCAGAGACACAGACUGGGUGGGACCAACACUCAGGCUCCCAGGACUUCCCUGGAGACAGAGAGCGUUGUGUGGACCCCCACCUCAGACAGCUGUAUACAGACCCCCCUCUGACUCUUAGCCCCCCCUUCAGUCCCUGGGUGAAAGACUACCGUGCUGAGGUCCCCUUUGAUGUGGUGACCCUACGCCUCCGCCCCGAGCCCAUCAGCCCAGUCUGUCACAUACACCUGGACGAGCACAGAGGACCUAGAACGGCAAACUACCCGGUCGGCCUGGGCAACAGCAUAAUCAACAUUCUAGUGACAGAUGAGUCAGCCGCCACAGAUCCCGAGCCUGUCGUCAUGACAAUAUACACUCUGCACAUGUACCGCGAGAGCCGGCCCAGCCUGCCCAUGUUUGGGGAGCAUGUAAUGUGUGGCUUCGUGCAGGACUGUGGCCUGGUGGUGCAACCAGAUCAGCCCUGUGGUUUAGAGCCCCUCCCUGGGCCAUUCUCUCCAGGCGAGCCCCAGGCCCGAACUCGGCCCUGCACCACUGGGGAUGUACCAGGUCGUUGGGUGGUUCCUUGCCUCAGCUGUGCCGACAACCGGACCUGUGACUGGAGAGAGGUUGCCUGGCAACCCGAGGGCUGUUACCACCCCUUGCUGGACCGCCCCCAGCUGCAGGACUGCAUGAUGUACAGGAAGGUAAUGUUCAUAGGUGACUCCACUAACCGGGGGAUGAUGUACUUCCUGAUGGAGCGGGUCAACUCUAGUCUGGAGGACUGGGGCAAGGCCCACGACAGCCUGGUCUAUCGCAACGUCAACCAGGGACACACACAGGUCUCCUACUCCUACUACCCCCAGUUCUGGCUGGAGCAGAGCCACAAACCCACCUUCCAGAGGACCCUGGAGCAGCUCAUACUGAGGUCGCAACCCCUGGAGAACUCCCGUCAGACUGUGCUGGUGGCAGGAGGUGUCCAGUGGCUCAACACCAACCAUCUGAGGAUCAUGAGAGAGGUGCUGGAGAGGGAAGGGCUACAGAAUAUCAUGGUGAUGGUGAAGUCUCUGGGCAUGGGCUUCCAUCUCCCUGUGGACGGCAUCCGCUCUCUCUCACUGAGAGGAGUACAGGAGCUGUACAGAGAGAACAGCAACAUCCUCACCGCCGCAAAGCACUAUGGGUAUGAGGUCAUAGACACAUUCAGCAUCACCAUGGGCCGCUACAAAGAGUUCCUGCAGGGACGGUGCGCCUGCCAUUUUCAUGAGGUGGAGAAGCUGUUGUUCUCCAAGGCUCCCCUGCACAGGAAGAUGAAGCUCCUUCGACACGGCGAGGAACCUGGAACCGGAACCAGUGGAACUGGAACUGGGUUCAGUGAUCAGCCCACUCUGCAGCACCAGGACCAGUGGGCGGGGUCUAACUCCUCCACCUAUCACGUGAGAGGAGCAGUGAACCAGGUGUACUCGCAGAUCCUGCUGAGUAGACUGUGUGUGAGAGACACAGGAAACUAGACCCACCCCUCGCCACCACUGACUGUGUGUGUGCGUGCUUGUGUCCUUGCUUACUAACGUGCGUGUGUGUGAGUGUGUGUCUGUGUGUGUGUGUGUGUGUGUGUGUGUCCAUACAAGCGUAUUUCUAAAGAAUGAGAGGUCAUUCCGUCCAGGAAGUGCUGGAGUAACAGAAGAGUCCUGACUGGUCAGCCGUGACUGGUCACCACUGUCUGUCACACAGACCUCCUCUGAUUGGCCCACACAAUGGGCCUCCCGUCAUGUGACUCCUACCUCUGCUAGGUAGAGGUUUCCAGAUGGCCGAAAGAGGGGGAUCGCUGGCCUACUGCCGAAAGACAAGGGAAGCAGCUGGAUAAAGA
Coregonus clupeaformis (lake whitefish) is the source of this 4248-nucleotide messenger RNA. Its product is annotated as cadherin-like and PC-esterase domain-containing protein 1. NCBI's taxonomy places the organism in Eukaryota, Metazoa, Chordata, Actinopteri, Salmoniformes, Salmonidae. The coding region runs from base 872 to 3892 and encodes 1006 amino acids. The transcript has 21 exons. The record is from RefSeq and is a predicted model, not a curated record.